Messenger RNA from Colias croceus (clouded yellow), 1309 nucleotides. RefSeq names its product uroporphyrinogen decarboxylase (gene Urod). Gene Ontology annotation, molecular function: uroporphyrinogen decarboxylase activity. Gene Ontology annotation, cellular component: cytosol. Lineage: Eukaryota; Metazoa; Arthropoda; Insecta; Lepidoptera; Pieridae. The transcript has 7 exons. Gene Ontology annotation, biological process: heme biosynthetic process. The coding region runs from base 139 to 1215 and encodes 358 amino acids. The record is from RefSeq and is a predicted model, not a curated record.
CAAUAGCUGCAAGUUUUUCAAACUUUUGCGAUAGAUGAUAUUUACUUUUUAUUAAAUUGAUAAGACUUAGGUAGCUCCCAAAGAAACAUCAAUUCUAUUUCUAAGAGAUAAAUCAGAAGUGAUAAGCUACUGUAUAAAAUGGAGUACACAAAUAAGAACUUUCCGGUACUAAAAAAUACGAGACUGCUGGAUGCCGCAUUGGGUAGAGAAGUGGAUAAAGUGCCGGUAUGGGUUAUGCGUCAGGCAGGGAGAUAUUUACCAGAAUUUCAAGAAGUUCGCGCAAAACACGAUUUUUUUACAGUUUGUCGAACACCGGAGCUAGCUUGUGAAGUGACCUUGCAGCCGUUAAGGCGAUACGAUCAUUUAGAUGCAUCCAUCAUAUUCAGUGAUAUUCUUGUUAUUCCGCAAGCUCUUGGAAUGAUAGUGGAGAUGCAUCCUGGAAAGGGGCCUGUCUUUCCAAAACCACUAGUUGAUCCUUCUGAAAUAGACCAGCUUCAAGAAGAUGGUGCUGUUUCUAGACUAACAUACGUUGGUCAAGCUAUUACUCUAACCAGGCACAAGAUUGAAGGAAAAGUGCCGUUAAUUGGAUUCACAGGUGCACCUUUCACCCUGAUGGGAUAUAUGAUAGAAGGUGGUGGAAGCCAAACUAUGUCUAAAACAAAGGAAUGGUUAGAAAAAUAUCCUAAGGAUGUCCACAGACUUCUAAGUCUGCUCACAAGAGUCAUAAUUGAUUAUCUUGUAAUGCAGGUUGAAAGUGGUGCUCAACUAUUGCAAGUAUUUGAAUCUAGCGCUGAUCAUCUCACAAGGGAGCAAUUUGCUGAAAUAUCAGCACCAUAUCUAAAGGACAUUAGAUCUGGAGUACAAAAGAAACUGCAAGAUAGAAAUUUGGAACAGGUUCCAAUGACCGUUUUUGCAAAAGGAGGAGGUCAUUCUUUAGAUGUCCAAGCAAAAAUGGGCUACGAAACAAUUGGUUUGGAUUGGACAGUAGAUCCUGUUGAAGCAAGAAAAGUUGUUGGUGAAAAUAUUACUUUACAGGGAAAUUUGGAUCCACAAGAUUUAUAUAAAACACCAGAUGAAAUAAGAAAACUAACAGUGGAUAUGGUCAAAAAGUUUGGUAAAAAUAGAUACAUUGCUAACUUGGGCCAUGGUAUUACACCACAGACACCACUCGAAAGCAUGACAGCUUUUACAGAGGCAGUCCAUGAAGCAUUAUAAAUUGCUCAUUCUAUCAGCAACAUCUAUGAACAAAUUGUUUAUUAUAAAAAUGUAUAGUAUAAUAUAAUUAUAUUGUUUAAUUUGUUUUAUAUUA